CCACCACCACCACCACCACCACAGUCCCACCCCUACCCCCAAGAUGACUAUUCCCGAGAAGGCACCUAUCCCCAUAACCAUUGUAACGGGCUUCCUCGGCUCCGGCAAGACGACGCUCCUCCUAAACCUACUGCCGCAGCUCCUGGCCAAGAACCCCGCCUACAAGCUCGCGCUGCUCAAGAACGAGUUCGGCGAUGUUGCCAUUGACUCGCAGCUCGCCAGCUCGUCGUCCAUCACGGGCGUGCGCGAGCUCCUGAACGGCUGCAUCUGCUGCAACCUCGUGGGGCAGCUGGGGACCGCGCUUCAGGAGCUCGCGGAGCAGGUGCGGCCGGACCGCGUCGUGAUCGAGACGAGCGGCUCGGCGUUCCCGGCUACGUUGGCCAUGGAGGUGAAUCGGCUGGCGAGGGAAACGAAUGGCGGGUAUGUGCUGGAUGGGGUGGUGACGGUUAUCGAUGUGGAGAAUUGGAAGGGCUAUGAGGAUACGAGCUACACGGCGAAGAUCCAGGCGAGGUAUACGGAUCUAGUGGUAUUUAAUAAGUGGGAGCUGUGUGAUGAGAGGCAGUUUGAUACGUGUCUGGACAGGCUGGGGGAUUUGGAGGUUCAGAUUGCGUGGGUGAAGAGUGAUAAGGGGAAAGUGCCGGCGGACCUGAUUUUCGGUAUUGAUGGGGGUUUGGCGAGGAGUCUGGGUCCGGACGCGGCUGGAGGGAUGGUGGAUGGCAAUGAGAACCAUAGCCAUAGCCCCGGCCACGGACACGGGCACAGCCAUGAGAAGGGUCAUCAGAGCGAGGUUGAAGUGCUAUCGAUUACUCUGCACGCGGAAGGUUCCGCGGUAGUAGACACAGAAAAGCUUCUAAAGCUGCUGAAGUCUGCGCCAAAAGAUGAGGUCUACCGCAUAAAAGCAGUUCUUGCUGCUUCUGCAGCACUCCCAUCCUCCGACAGUGAGCCCACCGAGGUAGUAUCACCAGGCCAAAGCGGAAGAUACAUUUUGAACUGGGCAUUUGGGAGAUGGACCUGUACCCCGAUGGCGGCGACGGCCGACGAACACGAAUCCAGCAGCGGCCUAGUUCUGCGCAUGACCAUGAUCCUCGCGCGGUACGAGAGCACGAAGUGGAAGAAGCGGCUAGAGACAGCAGACUUCCUUGAACUGGAAGGCAAUCAGAAAGGUACCCUCCAAGUCGAAAAGAUUGCAUGACCUCCCCAUGAGGAAACGAUAAUGAACCGCUGGGGAGAGUGUCACGAUAUAUAUGAUUACGGGAAAUGAUUUUUAUAUAGACAUUUCGGGAGGGGGCGAAUAACGGAUGGGGCGUGAUAUAUUAUAGACCAUAUAUAUAGAUUGUGCCCUGCGCGGCACCGGGAGCUGAGACCUCCCUCCCUCGAUCCAUCACCUAUCCUGCUAUCCCCCAGCAUAUAUCCAACCAACCUCCGCUACACUACACUAGCUAUAAGUAAGCUAUCAGCAGUGUAUAACUAGCGUGCGUUGACAAAAGCUAGGUAGGAGGACGAGGACGAGGACGAGGACCACUCAACUCAGAGAAUGAUGCAAGCAUUCCAAUAAAGAAGAACUUCCUUUCCUCAAGGACAUAGAUAGACAUCCCAUCUCCUACUUUCUGUCUGCAGGGCCCCGAGACCAAAAGUUAGUCAGUAUUCAAAUGGUAGAAAACCAUCUAGAU
This is a messenger RNA of Amorphotheca resinae ATCC 22711, 1670 nucleotides long. RefSeq lists its product as hypothetical. Bases 44 to 1192 code for a protein of 382 amino acids. Gene Ontology annotation, cellular component: cytoplasm. The transcript has a single exon. NCBI's taxonomy places the organism in Eukaryota, Fungi, Ascomycota, Leotiomycetes, Helotiales, Amorphothecaceae. The record is from RefSeq and is a predicted model, not a curated record.